CAGCCCUCCCAGGGCUGCCCUACUACUCGACGCCCCCGUCGAGGCGAGCGGAAGGCCGCAGGGCGUGGGCGCUGCUGCGAAGGGCGCCUCCUCCUGUCUGGGGCCGGAGCCAGGCGGCGGGGAGGAGGCGGGACCGGCUUCCGGAGAGGGGAAGCCCGCACUAUUUGUACUUGGCCGGCCUCUCCGGCUCAGUCACUCGCUCGCCGCCUCCUGCCGGGGAAGAAGAUGCUGCGCUCGGAGACGACCCUCGUCUUGGCGGCGCUGCUCGCGCUGUUCUGGCCCGCGGGAGGCGACCCGGCGCCGCCGAAGGCAAUCUGGAAGGAGCAGCAGCGCUUUCGGCUGUCGCUGAACCCUUACACCGCGCUGGCCCGCCGGCCCGCGCAGACGGCCCUCGACUUCUUCAACUACCUGCAGAGCUCGCCCAGCUCUCUGCGGAGUCUGGCGUACGUCAAGAAGGCGUCCGCCAAGUUUAUCCCAGGAGUUGAGCGCAAGUACUCCCUGAAGUUUGCUACAAAAGAUGCUAAGUCUGGGCAAAAUCUAGGCUCAUGCCUUGCAACUGUUCGGUACCAGAGAGAAAAGCCUAAACCGAAGGUUGAUAUUGUGUGCCCACACAGCAAAGACCCAGAGGGCCUAGGCCAUCUUCCGCAGAAUAUGCUACAGGACGUCGCCUUGUUCCACAGCAUCAGAGAUGGCAACAAGCCCUCUCAGGAUCUUCUGCAGAAUUUGGCUGCCAUUGGAAACAGUUACAUCUCAUGGGAGAAAUCAUCUGAACGCAGAAGUUACACCGUGACACAAGUGACAAAUUUGAAGCCGUGGGUAAGAAAAUACAUUAAUAUCUUUGAAGUUGACUACACCGCUCAGCUGACAAGUGAUUCCUCAGAGAACCUUUCCUGCCAUGUGCGUGUUGCCUGGAGACCUGGCUUGACGGCACGAGUGAAAUAUGACUGCUCUUCAGAGGACGACUCUUCAGAAUCUGCAGAUGGUUCUGGGGUGGAAGAGGGAUCUGCUAAUGGGGUCAUACUUCAAUAUGAUGAAAGUAAUUUUUAAGUAGGAAGAACGCCUGCAUUAAAAAGCUGUAAAACAUUUUUUGGCGAAGGUGUAGAUGACCUUCCAUUAAUAUUCCAAAACCACUGUUGUGAUUCUUCUAUAUAAAUCAUUGCCGCAUAUUUCAAAGCUUUGCACUAGUCACUUCUGAGCUACCAUAAAUAUCCUCUUUUCUUUGUAAUUUCUGAAAAGAAAAAAAAUAUUUUUGCUAAAACUUCUGAAAACCUUUUUUUUUUAAUGAAAAGAAUAUAUGUAAAAACUACUGAUUUGUCACCAAGUUUCUGGUAGGAGGUAACUUUGUAUGAGACAAAUUUAAUAUAUAAACAAAUGUCUUUUAAGUUUCUUAAAACUGCCAUUUUAAAUAAAUAUUUGAUAAAAUAUUUUAAGUUUUGAAAAUAAAACAGUUGAUGCUAACUUUUAACAUCUCCAAUAAAAUGAAUACCGGUA
Messenger RNA from Podarcis muralis (Common wall lizard), 1491 nucleotides. It is a transcript of the gene RARRES1, whose product is annotated as retinoic acid receptor responder 1. NCBI's taxonomy places the organism in Eukaryota, Metazoa, Chordata, Lepidosauria, Squamata, Lacertidae. Gene Ontology annotation, molecular function: metalloendopeptidase inhibitor activity. The record is from RefSeq and is a predicted model, not a curated record.